This is a messenger RNA of Sus scrofa (pig), 953 nucleotides long. It is a transcript of the gene TAS2R9, whose product is annotated as taste 2 receptor member 9. Gene Ontology annotation, biological process: detection of chemical stimulus involved in sensory perception of bitter taste; sensory perception of taste; G protein-coupled receptor signaling pathway. Lineage: Eukaryota; Metazoa; Chordata; Mammalia; Artiodactyla; Suidae. The record is from RefSeq and is a predicted model, not a curated record. Gene Ontology annotation, molecular function: G protein-coupled receptor activity; bitter taste receptor activity. Gene Ontology annotation, cellular component: membrane.
CAGAAUUCUCUGCUGACAUGCCAAGUGCAAUGGAGACAAUAUAUAUUAUCUUCAUAACUGGUGAAUUGACUGUGGGAAUUUGGGGAAAUGGAUUCAUUGUACUGGUUAACUGCACUGACUGGCUCAAAAAGAGAGGUAUCUCCUUGAUUGACAUCAUCUUGGUCAGCUUAGCUGUCUCCAGAAUCUGCUUGUUGUCUGUGAUGUUUUCAGAUGGCUUUGUUAUGGUAUUCUAUCCAGAUAGCUAUAUUAAUGGUGAUGUAAUGGGCAUCCUUGAUAGUCUCUGGACACUUACCAAUCAUUCAAGUGUCUGGUUUACUUCUUGCCUCAGCAUCUUCUAUUUACUCAAGAUAGCCAGUAUAUCCCACCCAUUUUUCCUCUGGCUGAAGCUAAAGAUAAACAAGGUCGUCCUUGGGAUUCUUCUUGUGUCCUUUCUCAUGUCCUUAAUUAUUAGUAUUUCAUUGAAUGAUGAGUCCUGGUAUGAUUUCAAGGUCAGUAAUAAAGACAACGUUACUUGGGAAGACAAAAUGAGUAAAAUCUCACAUGCUUUCAAACAGAUUAUCUUGAACCUGGCAGCUUUCAUUCCCUUUAUUCUGUGCCUGAUCUCAUUUCUCUUGUUACUUUUCUCCCUAUUUAGACACACCAAGCAGAUGAAACUUUAUGCCACAGGGUCCAGAGACCCUAGCACAGAGGCCCACUUGAGGGCCAUAAAGGCAGUAAUCAUUUUUCUCGUCCUUUUCAUUAUGUACUAUGCAGUCUUUCUUGUAGUAACCGCUAGCUUUCUGAUCCCUCAUGGAAAAUUAGCGGUGAUGUUUGGUGGCCUAAUAACCCUCAUUUUCCCAACAAGCCAUUCAUUCAUCCUGAUAAUGGGGAACAGCAAGCUGAGGGAGGCUUUUCUGAAGCUGCUGAGGAUUGUGAAAUGUUUCCACAAAAGAAGGAGACAUCUUGUUCCAUAG